Diaporthe citri is the source of this 921-nucleotide messenger RNA. RefSeq lists its product as uncharacterized. The transcript has 3 exons. The record is from RefSeq and is a predicted model, not a curated record. Lineage: Eukaryota; Fungi; Ascomycota; Sordariomycetes; Diaporthales; Diaporthaceae. The coding region runs from base 1 to 921 and encodes 306 amino acids.
AUGAUCGUUCUCCCGUACCGCACCCGCUCUUGCGACGGACAAGAGUUCCGCCCAGCCCACGAGUACACCAUCAUGUUCAAGCUCGCUGGAGGGGACUACUACCACGUGCCUGCGACCCAAGCUCAGCAAAUCUGCCCGAGCCUCCAGACUACUAUCAAUCAGGCCGUUGAGGACGGAACAGCAAUGACCGACGUCUUCGAGGUGCCCCGUCUCCUCGAGCAGGACUGGAAGGACUGGUGGACCAUCCACGAUUACAUUGUCCAAGGCAAGUCUCACACAUCCCACCCCCAAAAGAAAAACACCCCAGAACGGCUGGAAAGGGGAGCUGGUCGUUUCGAGGGGGAAGGGAGCCAAGCAUCAGGAGCACGUCAUACAAACAAACAGGCAAGCAAGCAAGACAUCACAAAGGACCACCCGCUGACAGGACACCCCACAACAACAGGCUGUGAGCUCACCACCUACGAGCCCAUCUCCUCCUUCCUGACAGACGCCCGAGUCUACAUCCUAGCAACCCACCACGGCCUCCAAGCCGGCGCCGAGGCAGCCGCGGCCGCGACGCGCGACCGCGCUGCCGAGAUCCUCGACUGCAUCACCGACACGGAGAGCCUCUUCGACACGCGCGAGGCGCUGUCCCACCUCGAGUCGCUCGUGGCCGCCGCCCGGCUCGCGUGCGAAUGGGAGGGACCUGCUGCCGCUGGGGGGGCCCACACCACUGCGGGUCUCCACGCCGCGGUGGCCGCCGCGUGCGCCACGCUGGGCCCGCUGCUGGCCGAGCUGCCCGCGCUGUGGGACGCCGUCGCGGCUGAUGGUCGCUUUGCGGAGCUGUGGGAGGGCCUGGAGGAGGGUAGGCGCGCGGCUGGUGGGAUCUCGCCCGAGGUGAGGGAGAGGAUGCGGUGGGUUGUUGAGAGCCGUGGGGCGUGA